AUGGUAAAAGUAAGGCGUUUACUAGCAAACUCAUACACCCAGAAACUGGAAAAAGAAGAAAAAAAUUUUACUCGUAUUUUUCUCAAGUAUGAGGUUUUUCAUGAAAAUUUCGUUCUGAAAUAUACAUUGCUCUAUACUACUAGUACACUCAACUCGAGGGAGUUGUAUAUGAAUAGAUUCUUUCAUACAACUGUCCUGAGAUUUAUAAAAAUGGGAAAAAAGGGAAGAAGAGGGAACAGAAACGGAAACAAGCUCGGUAAAAGAGACGACAGGGAACCGUGGAGUCAAAUCAAACAGGAAAAUGAAUCCUGGGAAAACUACUACAGGGGAUUGGGUAUUAUUCCAAAUGGAGACUUUGAUCUUUUCAAGAAAACAUGUCAAGAAACUCUACCACUUACUUUCAGAGUUACCGGUUCAAGAAAACAUGCAAAAAUCAUUGCCGAACUUUUCCAAAAUAAAAUUAUGCCGUUAUUAGAAAAUGCAGAAGGCACUGAAAAUUAUAAAAAGCCAUAUGCCCUCCCUUGGUAUCCUGACAACUUGGCAUUUCAGAUUGAUUUGCCUAAGCAAGUCAUCAAAAAGGUUCCUGAAUAUGCCAAAGUUCAAAAGUUCCUAAUGGUUGAAAACGAGGUUGGUAAUAUCUCCAGACAAGAAGCGGUGUCCAUGAUUCCACCUCUAGUUUUGGAUGUUGAACCACAUCAUCAUGUUUUGGACAUGUGUGCAGCACCUGGUUCCAAGACCGCCCAACUAAUUGAAGCGUUGCAUACCUUCAAAGAUUCCAAUGAUGACACCCAACAACCAACAGGUUUUGUUAUGGCUAACGACUCUGACUAUAGAAGAGCAUAUAUGUUGGUCCAUCAAAUUAAGAGAUUGAACUCUGCUAAUGUUGUUGUUGUUAACCAUGAUGCACAGAUGUUCCCAAAGAUGAAACUGGAAGAGAAUGGCCAAUAUGUCAAAUUCGACAGAAUUUUAUGUGAUGUUCCAUGUUCUGGUGACGCAACCAUGAGGAAAAACAUCAUGGUUUGGAAAGAGUGGAGAUUUGGUAAUGCUAUUGGCUUACAUCCACUUCAAUUGAACAUCCUAAAGAGAGGCUUGCAGUUACUGAAGCCCGGUGGAAGAUUAGUGUAUUCCACUUGUUCUUUGAACCCACUUGAGAACGAGGCUGUUGUUGCAGCUGCAUUAAAAUUAUGGGGAGGUAAAGUUAAAUUGGUUGAUUCGAGUGACAGGUUACCUGGUUUGAUCAGACACAAUGGUAUCAAAACUUGGAAUGUCUAUGGCAAAGAUGGAGAAAUCAAGGCAAGGGGUGAAGAUGAAAAAUUACCAGAGAGUCUAUUCCCACCAAGUGACGAAGAAUCGAAAGAUAUGAAUUUAGAUUAUUGUAUGAGGGUAUAUCCCCAAGAUCAAAACACUGGUGGGUUUUUCAUUACUGUCUUUGAGAAGGAAGCCGAAGUUGAGGUUCCUGCGAAGAGUGUCUCCGAAAACAAGAGAGAAGCAUCUGAACAAUUAGAGUCUGAGGCUAAGAAACAAAAGGUCGAAGAAACUAACGUUACUGAAGUUGUCAAGCAAAGAAAGGAGAAGUUACCAAUAGAUGCAAAUGAAGAACCGUUUAUUUUCAUUGAUCCAAAGAAUGAAGUUUUACAAAACUGCUGGAAAUUUUACAAUGUAUUAGACGAAUUCCCAAAAGAUUGUACUUUGGUGAGAAACGCAACUGGUGAGCCAUUGCGUUCAAUCUACUAUGUGUCACCAAUUGUUAAAAAAAUUCUGGAAAACAAUGAUAAGAAGCUGAGGAUCAUAUAUACUGGUAUCAAGCUAUUUGUUGCACAAAAGAGUGACAUUUGUCCUUGGAGGUUCCAAAAUGAAUGUUUACACGUUGUUAGGAAAUACUUGCCAACAUCAAGGCAGAUUGAACUGAACCUGGAAAUGCUCAAGUUAUUACUUACUGAAUUAUCACCAAGUCUUCAGCAAGUUAGAGAUAGCAAUGCAGAUCCAAGGUUCAUUGAAGAAGUUGCAAAGAUGGGCGAAGGAUCAUGUUUUGUUAAGGUCAAAACUAACAACCCUAAUGAAGAAUUAUUCUUCCCACUGUGGAAAGGUAAGAGCAGCUUUAAUUUGAUGGUUAACAAGCACGAAACUGCAGAACUUUUGUAUAGAUUAUUUGACAUUGAUAAGGCUGCGCUUGAUAAAGAAAAGGCAGAAAAGAAGGCUGUUGAGGAGGUUGUACAGGAAGCUGCAAAGAAGCAAGAGGAAACCGCUGUUGACCAAACAGAGGCAAAAACAGAAGAAAAGACAGAAAAUUGA
Messenger RNA from Pichia kudriavzevii, 2292 nucleotides. RefSeq lists its product as uncharacterized. Bases 1 to 2292 code for a protein of 763 amino acids. Lineage: Eukaryota; Fungi; Ascomycota; Pichiomycetes; Pichiales; Pichiaceae. Gene Ontology annotation, cellular component: cytoplasm; nucleus. The transcript has a single exon. Gene Ontology annotation, biological process: tRNA methylation. The record is from RefSeq and is a predicted model, not a curated record. Gene Ontology annotation, molecular function: tRNA (cytidine-N5)-methyltransferase activity; tRNA binding.